Messenger RNA from Porites lobata, 6926 nucleotides. NCBI's taxonomy places the organism in Eukaryota, Metazoa, Cnidaria, Anthozoa, Scleractinia, Poritidae. The record is from the annotation of a GenBank genome assembly.
AUGGCAGUGUCUGGAAACGUUGUAACAACAUUUUUGGAAAAAAUUAACCUCGAAAAAUAUAGCGGAAGACUUGUUGGUCAAGGCUACCAAACUGUUCUUGAUUUGUGUCUUUUAAACGAGGAGGACUUAAAUUCUAUAAGUAUCACAGACAAAGAGGAUAGGGAAAAAAUUUUGCAAGCAGGUAGGAAAUCAAACAUCUAGCUGUAUGACCUCUACACCACUAAAUUUAUGCAUAGUAUGUCGUAUUGAUUUUCACCCUAAAAAUAAUGUUUUAUUUAUUGCCUACAAUAAUAUUGCCCUAUGUAAUUCCUAACCUACGAUCCUCAGGCUACUCGAUGAAUUGUUUGUUAGUAAGUUAAUGGAGUUGGACUGUCUGAUUGCCCGGCUCCUAUUAAAAUUCCCGGCUUCUGACAGUGAACAUGAUGAAUAUAUAUAUUUUUUAUACCCAUCAGCUUCUGAACUGGAUAUCGCAGAAUGGCUUAAUUAUAUGGAAUUGGGAGCGUACACCAGCGAAUUUAAAAGAGAGGGCAUCCAUACUGUUAAAGACCUAAGGGCCCAUGAGAUUUCAGAUGACCUCCUAGAUGAAUUAGAAGUCAUGAUCCCGGGACAUCGAAAAAGAAUUAAAACUGCAGGUAAAUGUUUACAUGUAAAUAGCAUUUUGUCUAACCAGCUGGGAUCGAAGUUGAAAACCUAACGGCUUAUUUUAAAUGUUACAAGAUUCUUCAGCCGAAGCAUUUGAAGUUUCAGCGUUGGCUAACAUGUAAGCUUUAACAGCAUUUUUUCCUCCCUCUGACUGCAAUUCCUAGGCUAAGGGAAUCAAUUUGCCGAUCAGGAAGAAAAGAAGCUAAAAGAAAUUGAAAUACAAUCUAAACGUCUAAACAAAACACAAGGAAUAUUGCUCAUCAUCAAGAAACAUUUAGAUCGUCACUAACGGGGGUUCCCCUUUACAUCAAAGAGAUUAAAAUACUUUAGCCAUUGUGCGGCUUUGAAAGGCAAGUUUUGAAGCAUAAACGUUUUUUCCUCCGAAAGAUUGCGAAGAAACAUGUCAAUUGAUGAAAACACGCGAGCAAAGUUAACUCUGAUUGACUUUAAUACCUGUCUGUGUUCUCGAACCGUUUUUAUAAGCUAUCCUCUUAAAAGUUAUGUUUCAUUUUAAGUAGGCCACUGCUAAUUUCACCUCUUCGGUUGCAUCAGGUAUAACUAAUUCAUGGCUGUAAGCAGAGGGCAACUGGAAUACACUUUAUAAUUUCAGAUUUGCAGAUAAAAACACGCUUUUAAUGUAAUUGGGGAUCUCGGACCCUUAAUGUCUUUCUUCCAAACAACCUGCAUCCUCAGGUCGUAUCCUAUAAGGCUCCGCAUCUUUAUAAUGAAGACGCAAGCAGGAAUUACUGCUUUUUCAAAAUAAUUUCAUGAAGAAAGUUUGUUCAAAAUAUUCUCUUCUAAAAUAUUAAAUUUUUAACAGGUUUUGGUUUUCUCGCUAUUCGCUGACCACGUGCUCGAGCUAGCUGAGCGCGCUUUGCUAACCCUCCCUGCGCACUGAUUCAUUUUGAUUUUUCUAGUUGACUGUGUAAAUCGCUAAAGGACUUGUUUUUCAAUUCUGCAACACGAUGAUAAAUUUAUUAUGAAUUAGCCACAAUUUAUCGCCCUAGUAUAAGUACACUCGUAUAUUUGUGGCGCCAGAGGAAGAGGAGUCGACAAAGGACGAUCAGAAGAAGUAUUUACAGUUAGUUUUGUAUCAGUAAACCCAGGGAACAUAUAGGCUUUUAAAAAACAUUUUCAAUAUGCGGUCGUCCUAAACCAACAUGGAUCCGAAGUUCAGUUGCUUAAAAACGCAGAUGUCAUAUUUGGUGCCCCGUUUUGAGAAUUUACUUUAGGGAACCCAAGCACCAUUGACGGUGCCAUGAUCUGAGUUUGCUCAUAUACAAUACAUGUAAUUUCUUUGGUACAGAUUAACUCUCUCUGUUAUUAGAUCAUUGUGAAGGGUACAGAAUUCAGUUUGAGACGGGGCAGUUUUUAAGUUCUUACCUUUUCGCGUGACGGACCGUUUAGUAAUUACACGGUAUUAAACAUUCGUUUUCACAAGUAUUAAGCAACACCGAGAUGCGAUAUGAUCGUUCCUGCUCUCUGUCGGAACUUAAACGAAAUCAUUCAGUUUUGCUUUUGCUUUAUCUGAGUUAGUCUAGCAUACUUGGUUUAAAAAACGCAAAGAGACACAUUAUUCCGGAAUGAAUUUGUUGUUCGAACACAACUCUCGUUAGUAGGGCCUGGUUUCAAACUUUAAGUCUCUGGUAUUUUAUAGCUCUCAGGUAUUUAUCUUCAACAACUGUUGAAUCAAUUCUGCCUGAUUUGUUGCUCAUUUUCGUCCUUCUUUCGAGCAAUGAAACAUUAUUAAAAGCCGUCUUACUCUUUUUUUAAAUACUAAGGUGUUCAACAAACAACUCCGACACGGAAGGGUUAGCGUUCAGUUGCACUGUUCUGUAUACUGACUGCCUAUUAAUCGAUGCAUGUUUAUACCCUUCACGUUGUUUCAACUUUUGCCGUUUAUGUUUAACCAUCAUAAGACCAUAUGAAUUAAAGUAAAUUUACUUUCAAGCAUUGCUUUUUCAUAAAAUUAGUUUUAUAUGGUUAACUGAAGUUAGUCAAAGAAGAGGCAAUGAUCGUUUCUGCGUAAUUCAAGCAUAGCCGGUGAAUGUUUAUAAUUAUAAAGGUGCUUACUUAAUUACAGUCUUUCAAACUCCUCUAGAUAAUAUUUUGUAUUUAAACUGCAAUCAUGUGUUUGCCGGUAUGCUGAAGUUUAAAAUGGUCUACCUCAACAUUCUCAGGGAAGAAUACGAAACAUAAAAUUAUUUCUCAUGGUUUUUAUUAUUAUUUCCACUGGCAGUAUCAUUUCUGCAAUCAAGCAUUUCCGGCCCUGAUGAUGUGAGUCAAAGUGUUUCCGAGGUGGUAAUAGGCUACUGGGGCCGGCCACCAGAUAUGGAAGGCAAUAACUACGAUUUCCUUUGCGUCCCUGGUUUUCUUAAGUCCAGCACUGGAGAGGGUAUGUAGGGUGUACUGAUUUUGGAAUGUUCUUUGUUCCCAUUGCUGAAGCACUCAACAGUCAGUUGAAAAUAUGAGUCAUUUCAUAUAUUUCCAUUCAAGUCGGCCAUAUGUUAGCCUAAUACAGGCUUUAACCAGGUCACACGUGUAAAACAAGACCCAGUCAAUUGGUUAGUCAGUCAGUUGGCCAAAUCAGUAUAACUCAGCUUGUCUGUAACUCCAGACAAAUAAGCAGACAGUCAAUUAUCUACUGGCCUGCUGUUCAAGUUCUGUACCAUCCAGUUGGCCUAAAGCAAAUUCAAUCACUCAUUGAUCAUUCAGUUUUUAAAGCCAGGCAUCAAGCAAGAUUUCAGUGAGUGUUACUUGUUCAGAGAGUCUGGCAUAAGGCAUGUUGGGCUCUCUUGUUACCAGGAAAUCCUGACUGGCUUGUUACUAACUGUCAGUCAGUUGCAUAGUCAACCAGUCAGCCAGCAGCAAUCCAGUCAAACAAUCUAUCAGCCACAGUCACAUAGUAAGUGAGUUAGCCAGCAAGUCAGUCAGUCAGUCAGUUGGUAAUUUAGCCAGUCAAUCAACAGGUCUGAAACAGGGGCAUUAUGGGCUCCUGCAGUCAGGCUGUUUGUCAGGCAGUCAAUCAAUUAGUCUUCCAUUCCAGCCAGUAGCAAGUCUGCCAGUCAGACAGUCAGACAAUCAGUGAGUCAGCCAGAAAGUCAGUCAAUAAGUUGGUAAUUUAGCCAGUCAGCCAACAGGAGCAUGGGCUCCUGCAGUCAGAAAGUCAAUCAGUUGCAUAGUCAACCAGUCUUCCAGCCAGCAGGAAGCCAUGCAGUCAAUCAAUCUAUCAGCCAGUCAAACAAAGAGGCAAUCAGUGAGUCAGCCAGAAAGUCAGUCUCAAAGUUGGUCAUUUGGCCAGUCAGUGAACAGGGGCAUCAUGAGCUCCUGUAGUCAGGCUGUCAAUCAAUCAGUCAAUCAGUUGCAUAGUCAACCAGUCUUCCUGCCAGCAGCAAGCCAGUCAAACAGUUAGACAGUCAGACAAUCAGUGAGACAGCCAGAAAGUCAAUCAGUCAGUUCGGUCAUCACCCCUCCUAUUGUUUUCCUACCAGACAGGUUAAAUUUAGAAGGUCAGACAGACCAGACCCAGGCCAAAAAGGCCAAAGGCAGGGCAAAAAGUCCAAAUUCAAAUAACCUGUCUAGUAGGAAAACAAUAGGAGUAGUGAAAACAAUAGAAAUGUGUUGGUGGUGGUGGUGGUAAUGGAGGGAGACAAUAGAAAUGAGUGAGUAAGCCAGAAAGUCGGUCAAUCUGUUGGUAAUUUAGUCAGUCAGCCAACAGGAGCAUGGGAUCCUGCAGUCAGAAAGUCAAUCAGUUGCAUAGUCAACCAGUCUUCCAGUCAGCAUCAAGCCAACUAGUCAAUCUAUCAGCCAGUCAAACAGUCAGGCAAUCAGUUAGUCAGCCAGACAGUCAGCCAAUCAGUUGGUCAUUAAGCCAGUCAGUCAACAGGAGCAUCUUCAGCUCCUGCAGUCAGGCUGUCAAUCAGCAGUCAAUUAGUUGUAUAGUCAACCAGUCUUCCAGCCAACAGUAAGCCAGUCAGUCAAUCUAUCAGUCAGACAAUCAGUGAGUCAGCCAGAAAGCCAGUCACUAAGUUGAUCUUUUAGCCAGUAAGUCAACAGGGGCAUCAUGGGCUCCUGCAGUCAGGCUGUCAAUCAGUUGCAUAGUCAACCAGUCUUCCAGCCAGCACCAAGCUAGUCAAACAGUCAAACAGUCAGGCAGUUAGUGAGUCAGCCAGAAAGUCAAUCAAUCAGUUGGUCAUUUAGCCAGUCAGUCAACAGGAGAAUCAUGAGCUCCUGCAGUCAGGCUGUUAAUCAGGCAGUCAACCAGUUGCAUAGUCAACUAGUUUUCCAGCCACCAGCAAGUCAGCCAGUCAAACAGUCAGUGAGUCAGCCAGGAAGUCAGUCACUAGGUUGGUCAUUUAGGCAGUCAGUCAACAGGAGCAUCAUGAGCUCCUGCAGUUGUAUAGUCAACCAGUCUUACAGCCAGCAGCAAGCCAGUCAGUGAAUCUAUCACCCAGUCAAACAGUCAGUGAGGCAACCAGGAAGUCAGUCACUAAGUAUGCUGCUCCAAGUCUGCUGGUUGACUUACCCAUCCAGCAAAUAGAGAGAAUGGAAUUGGGAGGCCAAUGGUUAAAACUAUACUCUCUGAAAUCGUUUACCUUCAUUUGCUGUGUGAGAAUGUCUCAACUACAGCUCAACUGCAUUAUCAGGGAUGUACAUGUUUUAUUAACUUAAUUCAAAAGGGUACUUGUUUGUUAAAAAAUGUAGAAAGAUAUGAGCUAUAAGAUACUUUGAGUUUGUGAUAAAAACAAAACGCUCUUAAACCAGAUCAUAGAGACUAACUCAUUUUAAAACGAUGUUAUACUUGACAAUUGGCAGCGACGUUUUAAAGGCAACACAGCGUUACGACAUUGUUUCGUCAUAGUUUCGAAUUGUUACAACAUUUUUCUAACAUUGUUGCUCUUAAAAGCGUCGUUGCAAAUCACUUCGUUUAAUAUCACCUUUAGGUUUACAAUAGAUGAAACUAAUCGGCCUGCUGUACUUUUCCGGUAAUUGGAACAUGAAAAUUGUUUGUUUUUCAGACGCUCAGUCAUCAGGACUCAUUCAGUUUAUAGUUGACAGUGGCAGUGAAGUUGGCGUGACUGUGACGUCACAGUUGAUUAAAGAUCUUCAACUGGAGUAUCUCCAUAACAUAGAAAGUAGAGGCGUCCACGCUACGAGAGACAGGCCAGUUUAUCGAGGGGUCCUAAAGCUUGGGUCAGAAGAAUUUGAAGUUGAAGUAAGCUGAUAACACCUUCCAGAGUAUUAUUUUGUUUAUUAACCCUCUUAGGUCUUUUAGCCAAGAGAUUUCUCCUAACAGUAUUAAUACACAAUCAAGAGAAAAGGUUAUGAGAAUUGAGAAAGUGAUCAACAAAGGGAAAAUGCUUUGAUCUUUUAUCAAAUUCUCCCAACUAAUUCCUUAAGGAAAUGUAUGGAGAUCAGUCAGGAGAAUUGGUAUGUGCAUAUUGGGUCUCAAAGGGUUAAAACUGUGAAUGAGUUGAUCAAUAUUUUCCAUCUUUUUUUUUUUUUCUUUAACUAAAUGACUGAAAUUGGUUCCAGCUUUCCAUAAAAGGCAGAAACUAAUAUUGAUCUUGAUUAUUUUUAGGGUUUCUUCUAUUGUUUCAUCAAUAGCACCUUUAUAAUAAUUUCUAAUCGGUUCCACGCUGAUUUUCUAUCAAAAGAUGUUUCACAUUUACGACAAGUUAAAGUUUUUUGCUAUUAAAAGGGAACCUCUGAUCUUCCUUAAUUUGUCUCGAUUGGGGCAGAACUUAACUGUAGCAGGGAAAACAGCGGAACUUGAGUUUCGCGACGGUACAACCUUUUACUGGUCAUCUCGCAAUGGAACCACUGAAACGUAGCUCUGCAAAAAGUUCCCUGUAUUUUCAGGCUUAAGUUAACUCUAUUCUGACUUUUGAUUCCAAUGUCUUCUUUUGGACAAUUAAUGUUUCGAUGCAUGGAGACUUUGCGCCUCAAAAAAACAAAAGACAAAAUCAACGAAGUAACUAAAGAAAGUAUCUUACUUUUUACCCGCCAAAAUGGUAGCUCCUUUCCAAAUGUGUGCGCUUCCGAAGUAAAUAUUUGACUAUUAAAGAAAAGAGACAAAAGGUAAAAUACUUUUCUCCCAGACUGUCAAGUAUUUGCCUAAAUGUUUUUUAUCUCUUUUGCAGGUAAUGCCGGACAGAUUUUGUACGGUAGGUGCUGUCGUAAUGAGAAAAUUCAAGCAUUUUAUAAACGGACGUCUUCAUCGCUGGCUGAAAGAUGACCCACAGGCUUCUGAUAACCCACCAUCACAAGUUGAAGACUGCUAA